AUGGACUUGACGCUUAUGACUUUUGGCUGUCUAGGCACAUUCAUCAAAUACCUUGACAAGUCCAACCUGCAAAGCGCUUUUGUGAGUGGCAUGAAAGAAGACCUCGAGCUGUACGGAAAUGAGCUCAACUACGCCAACACAGCAUAUGCGAUUGCCAAUGUUGUCGCGCUCUGGCCCAGCAAUCUGCUUCUGACCCGUGUCAACCCUCGCUGGUUUAUUCCUUUCCUUGAAGCUGGCUGGACGAUCAUCACCUUCCUCCAGGCGAUUAUGAAAACACCGACUCAGAUGUACGCCUUGCGUGCCAUUCUCGCCAUCUUCGAGACGGGUCACUACUCCGCGGUGGUAUAUCUAUGUGGUGCCUGGUAUCAGAAGGGCGAGCUCGCUCGCCGCCUCGCGAUCAUCAACAUUACUACUGCCAUUGGCCCAAUGUUCUCAUCUUACCUACAGGCAGCAGCGUAUACUGGCCUCAAUGGAGUUCAUGGUCGAGCAGGAUGGCAAUGGCUCUUCAUCAUUGACGGCAUCAUCUCCAUUGGCGUCAUUAUACCUCAGAUCCUUUUCUAUCCAGACGUACCAGCGCGCCAGAAACCAGACAGAGCCUUCACCGAGCGUGAGAUUGAGCUUGCGCGUGACCGUAAUCCGAAAGAAGGCCGGGUGCGACAGGGUGCCUUUACGCUGAAGCAGGUCAAACGAUGGUUCCUGACGCCUGACAUCUGGAUGCUGUGGACGAUAUCGUACUGCAACGCCGUGGUCGAUCAGCCCAUGCUUUCCAUGGCAUUCUGGCUCAAGGAAUGGAACGUGGUCAAACCUGGGUCAUAUACCGUUCCCCAGAUCAACAACUAUACCACCGGCAUCCAAGCCGUUACGGUCGUCACCACACUAUUCAUGGCGUGGUCAAGCGACACUUGGCUACGUGGCCGGCGCUGGCCUAUGCUUGUGCUGGGAAGCACUGUCUCAGCCAUUGCAUGCCUUAGCCUCGCGAACACGCCCAUCUUCCCUACCGGCACCCGUGCUGGCCGUUGGGCACUCUAUUACCUGACGGGCUUCUGCCAGGCCAGUAACUCGAUGUUCUGGGCAUGGACGCAAGACACCCUAUCUGGCGAUCCGGCCACGCGUGCGUUCGCGAGCGCCGGCCUGAAUGUCUGGGCUAGCAUUAGUCACGCUGUGAUGCCGCUGGCGCUGUUCCGUGUAGUCGAGCAACCAGCGGUCGUCGCAGGAAAUUACGGUGCCGCUGGCUUCGCGUUUCUGCAUUCGGGAACAGCGCUGGCACUGGCGUGGUGGCAGCGGAGGCAGAGCAGGGCCAGUGACAACAGCGUGGAAGAGGAAAGCGAGGUAGAGGGGAGUGAUGUUGAUGUGGACGUACAGAAGACACAGCAGGAGGGCAAGGUUUCGCACAUCAGGGAGACUGCCAUCCCGGAAGGAGUGCCCAACGCAGCCACGAAAACAGUGCUAAAACAGUAG
This is a messenger RNA of Cyphellophora europaea CBS 101466, 1458 nucleotides long. RefSeq lists its product as uncharacterized. Gene Ontology annotation, molecular function: transmembrane transporter activity. The record is from RefSeq and is a predicted model, not a curated record. NCBI's taxonomy places the organism in Eukaryota, Fungi, Ascomycota, Eurotiomycetes, Chaetothyriales, Cyphellophoraceae. The transcript is spliced from 5 exons. Gene Ontology annotation, cellular component: membrane. Gene Ontology annotation, biological process: transmembrane transport. The coding region runs from base 1 to 1458 and encodes 485 amino acids.